Molecule: messenger RNA, 6514 nt
Organism: Cylas formicarius (sweet potato weevil)
Lineage: Eukaryota; Metazoa; Arthropoda; Insecta; Coleoptera; Brentidae
Product: homeotic protein spalt-major-like
Exons: 9
Coding region: 421-4539 (1372 amino acids)
Biological process (GO): regulation of transcription by RNA polymerase II
Cellular component (GO): nucleus
Molecular function (GO): DNA-binding transcription factor activity, RNA polymerase II-specific; RNA polymerase II cis-regulatory region sequence-specific DNA binding
Source: RefSeq, a predicted model, not a curated record
ACCGUCUGCCCGGCUCACCAUCACCACCACCACCGACCCUUUCGCGCGACACACGUUCGUUUUUUUUUUUCGUUUCGGUUUUUACGCGGAAAAUUUUUCCUUUCGUUCGAUGCCGCGACGGUGAGCGCCUGGAAAUUGAAUAUCGUCGGCGAUCUUCGCGAUCGAGACCCGACCCUGACCGAUCGAGGGGCGCCCUGUUUCGCACCGCCCUUAUCCGUGUCCCCACCAUAACUGGCGGCGCUGACUUAGAAGGCGCCGCGACGCCGUCGUGAACGUACGCUCUCUUCCUCUCGAUACGGCGGUCAUUCAUACACAUAUAACAUACAUGGUCAUAACUUGAAUGAUGUCGAUGAUGAGUGCGAGCUAUCAUGUUUAGUGAUCGCGGACAGUGACAGUGCUCUUGGUGCGCGGCGGUUGAAGAUGUCACGUAGAAAACAAGCUAGACCGAUACGUCUUCUCGAGGAUGACGAGGUGGACAAUGCGGGCGCCGUCGCCGUCGAACCUUCCACCCUUACCGACACCCUCGGCGCUACCGACGUCCCUACGGACCUCUGUGACGUGCUCAUGUGCCAGCGUUGCCAAGAACAAUUCACCGAGCUGCAAGAGUACCUGACGCACAAGGACGAGUGCGACAAGAAAGCCAUCAAACACGACGACCCCGCCCACUCCGACCCCGAGGACAUGGUCAUCUCCGAGGACGACGACGAAGACGACGUCGUCGGCGACUGCAAACGGAUAGACUACGCUAGACGCAAUCGUCAAGACGCCGCCAACAACAACAACGGCGUCGACGAGUCUCCCGAGAACCCCGACGAGCAUUUCGUCGCGGGACCCGCCGCCCCCGGCCACGUCACCCUCGAAGCCCUGCAAAAUACCAAGGUGGCGGUCGCCCAAUUCGCCGCCACCGCCAUGGCCAACAACUCCGACAAUGAGGCCGCCCUCCAAGAACUGGCCGUCCUCCAAUCGACCCUGUUCACGUUGCAACAUCAGCAGGUGCUGCAGCUGCAGCUGAUCAAUCAGUUGCAGCACCAGCUGCAGAUCGACAGGCACAAGGAGGACGAGACGCCCGUGUCGCCUCCCCCUUCCGAAUCGUCGCCGCCUCCGAAGGAGAUAUCGCGCGAACCGUCGCCGGCGGUCGAGGUACCGCCGCUACCGCCGCCCCCGGCUCUACCGGAAACCGACGCCCCGACGAUCGCGCCGCCUCCCCAGAUCCAGCCGCCCAUGUGUUCGAUAUCGUCGUCGCUCGCCUCCACCAUAAUCACCCACGGCAACGAUCCUCCGUCGCUCGACGAGCCCAACACCCUCGAGAUGCUCCAGAAGAGAGCUCAGGAGGUCUUGGACAACGCGAGCCAAGGAUUGCUCGCGACUAACCUCGCGGACGAGUUGGCGUUCCGAAAGAGCAAGGGCUCGAUGUCGCCGUACGACUCGAAGGGCAGGAACGAGCCGUUCUUCAAGCACAGGUGUCGGUACUGCGGCAAAGUCUUCGGUUCCGACUCCGCCCUCCAGAUUCAUAUCAGGUCGCACACUGGCGAACGGCCGUACAAGUGUAACGUGUGCGGCAGCAGGUUCACCACCAAGGGCAACCUCAAGGUUCACUUCCAAAGGCACAGCGCCAAGUUUCCCCACAUCAAAAUGAACCCGAACCCCGUGCCCGAACACCUCGACAAGUACCAUCCACCGUUACUCGCGCAGCUCGGUCAACAACCGUCGCUGUCUCCGGGUGGACCCCCGCCCCACCCCCACGUCGGUUUCGGCGGGUCGCAUCCCGCGUUCCCCGCCGCCCCCCUGUCCUUGUACCGCCCCCAGAUUCUACCUCCGCCCGAGCUGCAACCUCCUGCGCAGCGCGUUUUCCCUCCCCACCCGUUGUUCAUCAAACGGGAGGAGCAGGACGUCGCGGCGGAUUUGAGAAAACCGCCCCCGGUGUCGCCGCCGCCGCUCCCGAUCAAAAACGAGCCGGAAACUGAGACCGCGACGCUGAUGCCGAAGCGGGAACCCCACGAAGCGGGCGACAACGAACCCGAGCAGGAGCAGGACGUCGAGCAGGAGAGGUACGGGUCUCCGCCCCCCUACGACGACUGCAGCAACGAUAGCAAGUACAGCAACGCGAGCCACCUGCAGGAGGAACCGGAAAACUUAUCGAACCGGUCGGGGUCGGUGACCGCGCCCUUAAGCAUCUCCACGGGGCAGAGAUUGCCGGCGGGAUUCUCCUUCGGGCAAGCGAGUUCGCCGCCCAGCAGCACCUCGUCGGGUAGCUUGAGCACGUUCCCCAACAGCCAUGUGCCGGACAUCACCAAAGACCCCGCGAUCUACACGAACCUCCUGCCCAGGCCGGGCAGCAACGACAACUCGUGGGAGAGCCUCAUCGAGGUGACGAAGACCUCGGAGACGAGCAAGCUGCAGCAGCUCGUCGACAACAUCGAGCACAAACUAUCGGACCCGAACCAGUGCGUGAUAUGCCACAGGGUGUUGUCGUGCAAGAGCGCGUUGCAGAUGCAUUAUCGUACCCACACGGGCGAGAGACCUUUCAAGUGCAAGAUCUGCGGACGCGCGUUCACCACCAAAGGCAACCUGAAGACCCAUAUGGGCGUGCACCGAGCCAAACCGCCGAUGAGGGUGCUCCAUCAGUGUCCCGUCUGCCACAAGAAGUUCACGAACGCGUUGGUGCUCCAGCAACACAUCAGGCUGCACACGGGGGAACCUACCGAUCUCACCCCGGAACAGAUCCAAGCGGCGGAAGUGAAGGACUUCCCCUCGUCCGCGGGAGGGUUCCCGUCCAUGCACCCGUUCCUCGGGCAGGGGUUCCCGGUUCCGGGGCUUUCGCCUUUGGGGAACCCGAUGGCGAUCAACGUCAAGUUCGACCGAGACGGCAGGUCGGAGCACGAGAGCAUGGAAGACGACGACGAAGACGACGACGACAUCAGCACUUCCGAGAAUCAAAACGUACUGCCGCUGAUGAGUUCGUCGCCGCCCCCGUCGGAAAGCAAUCACCAUAUCAGUCCCGUGGCGUCGCGAAGUCCCCAGGACAUGCGGAACGGGGAGAAGUCGCCGAGUCCGGAGAGCGUCGGGGGUGCGAGGUCGCCUCAGAACCAGGUGCCGGUCGUAGGGCAGGUACCGCGUCCGCCUUCGCCGCCACAAGGCGGCAGCCCGACCCCUUCGGAGUGUAACUCCAUGGGGGCGUUGGAUUUGACUCCGAGGCAGAAUCAAAAUCGACCUUUGACGAGUCCGGGCGUAAGUCCGGGCCCUUCGCCGUCGCUGUUCUCGGCGUUCGGCAUCCUUCCGCAGGGCGGCCAGUCGCCGCUCAUGUCGUCGGCGCUGUCGUCGCUGACCUCGUCGGUGCUGACGUCGACGUCGUUCAGCCCGCUGCGGCUCGCGGUCGGCCCUUCGGGAAACCUGGGUCGAGGCAACACCACGUGCAACCUCUGCUUCAAGACGUUCGCGUGCAACUCCGCCCUCGAGAUCCACUACAGGAGUCACACGAAAGAGAGGCCGUUCAAGUGCACGGUGUGCGACCGCGGUUUCUCCACCAAGGAUUGUUGUGACUGCAACAAGCAGAGGCGUAUCCAGGAGGAUACAAAGCCUUGGAAGGCUCGUAACAGACCUCUUACCACCUGCACGAUCCCUUCAGUAUUUCCUUUACCGAUGAGCUCCGGAUACGCCUCGACUUGGAUGCAGAUGGCGGGCAACAUGAAGCAGCACAUGCUGACCCACAAGAUCCGCGACAUGCCUCAGCACAUGUUCGAGAACAAAUCAUCUUCGGUGAGUUGCGAAGACUCGACGUCGUUGCCGGCACGCGAACAAUCGAACGACGGUGACGUCGCGUUGCCACCGACGCCGACGACGCCCGCCCAAAAUCAAAUGCCGACGCAGACAUCCGUCGAUCACGGCGAGCAACAGUCCCACGCGAAACGGGAAUCCACGGAGACCGAAUUGCCUUUGCCGAAAAGGCCGCCCAGCAGCUUGCAAGCAAGUAAACACUUGUGCCACGUGUGCAAUAAGAACUUUUCGUCUAGUUCGGCCCUGCAGAUUCACAUGCGCACCCACACGGGUGACAAACCUUUCCGGUGCACCGUGUGCCAGAAGGCGUUCACUACCAAGGGGAACCUCAAGGUGCACAUGGGUACGCAUAUGUGGAGCAACGGGGCAUCGCGCCGAGGCCGACGCAUGUCUCUCGAUCUGCCCCCCAUUCCCAUGACGCCCAAGGAUUCCGAAUUUCUGCAACGGAGACCCGACCUCUUCUACCCAUACCUUCCAGCUCCGUUCCUUAACGGGAUGCAACAAAAGUUGAACGAAAUCACGUCGGUGGGGCCGAACCAGAACGGCCUGACUCCCACCGCGAAGUACGGAAGCCUAUUGGGAUUCGGAUACCCGCCCCCCGAAGCUAUUCCGUCGCAGGCUAACUCGCCGGAACGAGCCUCCGACAGGCCCCCGAGCGAGUCCGAGGCCAAGGCCGGCCUCUGGGACCUGCACUUCCAGCGGAAGAACGCGGAGGCGGCUCGCGAGGACCUGUUGCCCGCGUCCAGGGAAGGACUGGCAGCUUAAAAAUCUCCUGGAUCAGCGUGUUCCUAUUAUCGACUAGUCAUGUGAAACGAGGUAUUUCGGAACAUUUCGAGAGUCUUUUCGAAAUAAAUCAAAAUAUGCAGAUUUCGAAUUGAAGGCAAAACUUAACAAAUUGAACGGUUUCUCUUAUGGCCUUAUGCUGUUUUUAAAUUAUUGCUAAUCAAAACCCUGAAACUACCGAAAGACGUAGAAGAAAAGUGACGUCAUACACACCAUCCGAAAUAUGAGUGACACACCACAGUUUAUUUUCCAAAAAGUUUGGUGGUGCCCUCUAUUACGCAACACAUGAUAUACAGUUCUGGCAAAUGUCUGCUAACUUUUAUUAAAGUAAUAUAAUUAUUUUUUAAAUCCUUCUGGAACCAACAGAAUCUAAGUCAAUACACAAUAGAGGUUAUAUCGACAGUAUUCCAAAGGUUUAGUAAUAUUAGAUGUGUAUACAGUAGAUAAGACAAGACCCAGAUUCUACCGCACACAACAUGUCACACUCAGAUAUUCAGACAUCCAUCUAGCUGCUUUCUUUCUGAUAAAAACGAUUUUAUCAUAGCAUCAACACAACAUGAAACUCGUAUAAUCUAGCAUUACCAACACAGUUGCUGCACUUCAUCCUAAACUGUUAACAAUAAUAAUAAUAAUUAAAACGCAAAGCUUAGAAUAAUCCAGAAACCACAAGGCAAGAACAAAUGUAAAAACCGAAACUUGUACGCAAUUCAAACUGAUUGUAUGCAAAGCAACUUGGUUCACACUAAUACUGAGACAAACAUAGACAAAAGUAUAUGUGCCACCUACCGGUAGUUGUGGGAGCAAAAUCCAGCCUAGUUGCCUAAAAACGGAUUUAAAUGGCAAGCAUUUAAGUUACUCCAAUAUUUUGGAUCGUGUCUUAAACUAUUCGUCCAACUAACGUCUGCGAUUUAUAUCAGUUAACGCGAGUGACCUCAUCCGGCCCAUUGGAAAACCGUAAAUUGUUUAGUCCCCCGAUGGCAUUAUUAUGGACUUUAUAUAUUUUUAUAUAAAUAAUCUUCUAAAGUUUGACCUUAAAGUGUUUUAAAAACGUUUGCUCCAAGUUAUUCUUAGCUUUCAUCAAAAUUCUUUUCCUCUGCGCGCAGUUGUCGACGCAGGGUUACGUUAAUACGUUACGUGUUCUGUGAUCAACAUUGCGAACAUUCCUUUAACCGUCGUCGUUCGCGUUUAAGUUUCGCGAGUUCUCGACCCACCCUUCCGAAAUACCUUUGUCAGAAACUGUUUGGGGCAAUGCAUACUGUGAUAUAUCAUUGUAAAAUAUUACUUACAUAUUCUACUAUGUGUAAUAUUUAAAACAUUACGGCUAAUUCAUUUACACUGUAUCAUAAACGUAGCGUAAGAUUCCUAUGAAGUUAUAGUUGUUAUUCCGUGAGCGUUUCGAUGUGAGGUUAGAAAGGCGCCUCGUCUCGAAACGUUCCGCGGAAAAUAAUCGUUCUCUGUGUUACAAAAGCGGCGAUGCCAGUAUUUUAGCUUUAUAGGAGGAAUAUCAUUGAGGCGUGUACAUACUAUAAGUGUAAAUUGUAUUAUUACAUGUUGUCCACUUCGUUUGGCAUGUUCGUGAUCUGAAAAUCAUUCUAUGUAAAUAGGUAUCAUUAUUAUUAUUAUUAUUAUUAUACGUAUGUGUAAAAUAAGACUGUUAAACUUAUGUUGCUUAGUAUUAGUACAAACAUCUACGUUUCGUUCCCGUGACAAGACAAGAAAAAACAACACUACCCGUAUUUAGCGUCUUAAAUUUAAUUUUUCGGACAACAAAUAUGGGGAAACGGAAAUCAAUCGAUCGUAAUCAGUAAGUGUAGACGGUUUUAAAUUCUGGCUGAAUGUACAAAUAAUUUUUAAGUGAAAAUAUAUCUGUAUUUAUAAAUGCGUAAAAUGCCAGUUGAAUUCUGUUUUAUUAUAAUGAAAUACAAUUAUUUAUCUCAUACACGUGGCUCGUUAUUUU